AUGGAUCCAACAAUAGAUACGAGUUUUCUGCCUGACAAGGAUCGCGAAGCAGAAAUUGAAAAGAAGAAAGUGGAGCUUGCCGCCAUUUGGAAAGCACAACAAGAGCGGGAGAAAAAUGAAGAAAUUACUGUAGCAUUCGCCUAUUGGGAUGGUUCAAGUCAUAGGAAAAACCUGAAAGUUAAAAAAGGUCAUACAAUUUCGCAAUUCCUCACAUGGGCCAUUGAGGUACUCAAAAAGGAAUUCACUGAGCUCAAGACAAGCGUUGCCGAAAACUUGAUGUUCGUCAAAGAGGACUUGAUCAUUCCACAUUUCUACACGUUUCAAGAUUUUAUUGUGACGAAGGCCAUGGGGAAAACUGGACCUCUGUAUGAGUUUGAUGCUGCUGGAGAUGUGCGGAUACGACAAGAUGCUGCUCUUGAUUGCGGAGAAGCGCAUCCAGCUAAAGUCGUUCUACGAAGUUGGUACGAGAAAAACAAACAUAUUUACCCAGCAUCACGAUGGGAGCCCUUCGUCCCUAAUAAGAAGUAUGGACGAACAAUUGAUGACUUAUCUACUAUUUGA
Cooperia oncophora is the source of this 561-nucleotide messenger RNA. Lineage: Eukaryota; Metazoa; Nematoda; Chromadorea; Rhabditida; Trichostrongylidae. The record is from the annotation of a GenBank genome assembly.